Messenger RNA from Penicillium brasilianum, 2079 nucleotides. NCBI's taxonomy places the organism in Eukaryota, Fungi, Ascomycota, Eurotiomycetes, Eurotiales, Aspergillaceae. The record is from the annotation of a GenBank genome assembly.
AUGGAGAUUCUAAAGGAACUGCAUACCUCUAUUGUAGAGGCGUGUGAGUUAUCCAUCAAGAACACUCAAAAAGAACUCGAGUCCCAGAUCGCUGCUCGAGAGGCCCGUGUCAAGGAAGCCGAGACGAAAGCAUCAACUGCCCUCGAGGCUCAGAGGGUUGCUGAGCAAAGGGUCAAAGAGCUUCAGCGUGAAGUAACUGCACUGCGGGAUGAGCUGAGCACUCACAACACUGAUCCGAAGGACCUUGAGCCACCCAUUGAAAUAAGCAACCUCGAAAGAGAAUACGCACCCAAGAACAUUUGGAGGACCGAUCUACUUGAGGCAGACCAGCUUCGUGACAUCCUCGAAAACAAAUACACAACCCUCUAUACCGAUCUACAAGCAUUUAGUCGAAGCUGGAGUGGUCUCAAAUCAAAGCUACUUCAGCAUAAAAAGAAGCUACAGCUCUGGGAUAAACAAUUGAACAAGGAUUCAUUCACGAUCCUGCUGGAUAAAGGUCCGGUCACAUUCCAGAGGGUGCUAGACACCGAUGCGGCUGUGAGAAACUACCGAAAGUCGCAAACUCCCAAUAUCAGGGACCAAAUACCCUUGGUACCAAACCAGUGUCAAGUCUCGGGCUUUGUCUCCAACAAUGGUACGCCUACUCCGAACUUGGCAAGUAGCACGGAUGCAAACCCGCGCAUCAAAAUCGAAGCAAGCAGUCAACAAAUGCCUGCUCCGAAUCAGACCGUGAUAACAGCUACGCAAAACACCUCUGCUAGUGGUGAUGUUCUCUCUUCUGAGUCUGGCUCAGACGUACUCUAUCCUCUGCCCAACAUAGAGACGAAAAAGAGGAAGAGGGUCCAUUCAUCCGCUCAAGCAGAGCCCAGGAAAGGUGCCCCUGAACGACCUGUACUCGUCAAAGCCGAGACCAUGUCAUCAAGUCCAAUACACCAAGCAGCAAAUCUUGGCUUCGGCCCGCACUUUCCGAGCACUCAAGAUUUGGAUGAGAUUGGCGCUACCGUGCCGACACCCACGAAACGACACGCUCACCGGGAGGUUCACUGGGAAGACGGGGGUGAAACAUCAACUUUCAGCACACAGAAUGACAUUCCAGAUCGCGAACCCCAACGCCACACCGUGCUACAGCCAAUUGAUGGUAAUAUCCGAUCACCUAGAUCCUGGGGGAAGGGACCCGAGUUGAAAAAGCGAGGAACCUCGAGUUCUCGGGCUCUUCUCAUGGCAGAGGAUGGGGAAUGUGGCGAUAGUCAGGAUCGUACCCGAAGGAAGCGUGCAAAGAGCGCGGCAGCCAUUCCGCACAACACACCCAGGGCCAAAGCGGAUGGGACAAUCACUCGAGAUCGCCUACAGGGUCUUCUGGAAGGGUCAUUACCUUCUAAAUCACCCCUUCGUUCUCCCCAUGAGGUAUCAGACCGCGUCCAGAGCGACGGAGGAACUUCUAUUAUCCGCCAGAAGAGUAGAACCGCAAAGUCUGCAUCUCCGCAUCCGCACUCAGAACCGGCCGAUCAACCAUCUCAAGUGAGCCCAGAGGUUCAACCGGAAGAAGAACCAUAUCGGUCCCGACCUCUGCACCGUCUAAACCUAGGUCAUUUCAAGAUCAAUUUAGCCAGGAAUCAAGGUCUCGAUUACGCCUACGACACAGUUGUCCGCAAGAAGGAUGACCGAAAGUGCAUGUCAGGUUGUACACGUCCUGGCUGCUGUGGAGAUCGAUUCCGUGCAAUGGCUCGUAUGGGGGUUCAUAGCACAGAUGCCUCCGCAGAACAGCAGGAGGAGGAUCAGCGGAUCCUCGAAGAGUAUGUUGGCGAGGACCGACAUUUGCUCGAGGGACUGAGUGACAAGGACCGCGAAAACCUGCUCGUGGAAGCUCGGGCACGAGCCCUUGCCAACCAGUAUGGAAGGCAUCGACAUACCCAUGAACGCGCAAGGAGCCCACCUGGAUUCUGGCGAACUGAAAUGCCGUCUACUCAGGAAAUCGAGGCAGACCGAGAAGCUGCUCGGAAAUUGGAGCGAGAGAAGGUCGAAGAGCGAUAUCGAGAGGCAAUGCGACCCGGAGGGCUUUGGACCUGGGCUGAUGAGUGA